ACAAAAAAUAUAUAUAAAAAAGGAAGAAAAAGAUGAUAAAAAUGAACAAACAACAAAUAAGAAAAUCAACAAACAGAUAAACGAAGUGCAUCAGCAGAAAGAACUUAUACUCGUCCACAAUCUUUAAAAAAUUCUUAAGUGCAAGUAAAGGCGGCGUGAGGAGGGAAAAGUAACAGUUGGAAGUGGGCGUGGCUCCAACUGGCAGCAAGGAUCAUCAAACAAGAGCUGCAGGUUUUGCUCAGUCAGUGUUAGCAGAGGAUCCAGAGUGAAUCCCCCAAAACAUUUGCACACUCUGGAUCCACUUGGAACCAGGAACAUGCACGAAACCAGGAAUGCUCUGAAAGAGGCCUUGACCUGCUACGCCUCGGCCACCCUGUGUGACAUGUCGACGGUGAGUCACUUCUGCAAAGGUAUGACCGAGUGGCGGCUGCAACGCGAGACCGAAAUCAACACCAUCAAAGACAUCAUCAUCCGAGCAGAGCUGAAGCUGGGCAGGAACAUCCUGAUGUACGUGAAGAACAAGAUGGCUGCGGAGAACAGCCAAACUGCGCUAGAGGCGGGACUAGAAUCAGUACUAAAGGACAUCUUGCUCGGCUUGGAAGAACUGGAAGCCUUCGGGAUGGCGCUGGAGAGGCUAGCCACCACCUCAUCGCUCGUUUUCCGGGACGAGGUGGUGAAACUUCCACAGGGGCUUUGCUGCUGGGAUGUGGCAGUCACCGUGGCCGCGGCACGUCGGGCUUGCCCCCUUGCCGCUGAGUUGAAGCAAGACGCCAAAGUCGUCUUCUUGCCCCAGCUGGACAACGCAGCCGUGCUGGCAUACCUUCUCGACAAACAUGUGCAGACCGCACAACAAAUGUGCCUCCUGAUGCACAAAAGCAAGGUCAACGUGGUCCCCAAAACUGGGUUGGACGUGCGAGUAGAGCUCCCUAUGGAAUUAUCUUCAGAGGACACACAGAGGAUGUUAGGCCACAUUCAAAAGUGUGACCAGAUCAGGAAUGAUGCAGACUUCCGGCUGGUGUUCCUGCUACAGGAGGACGUGUGUCACCGCUUCCUGUCUGAGUUCAGCCAGCGUCAGCCAAGGAUGCUUGAGCUCCUGGACCAGUUGGACCAGAACAUCGAGGAGCUAGUCUGGAAGAACAGGGCGGUGAAGAUUUCCAGUGUGGCGAGUAGCUCAGUGGGUGUGGUGAGCGGUGCGCUGUCAAUUGCUGGGCUGGCGCUCAUACCCCUCACAGCUGGAACCUCGCUGUCUCUUAGUAUGACCGGACUGGGUCUUGGUCUCGCCAGCUGGGCUAAUUGUGCUAUCACCUCCAUCGUGGACUACAAACUGGAGCAGAAGUCAAUGAAGAAGAUCAGUGAGGUGACUGAGAACUUCAUUGAGGACGCACGGUGUCUGGACGAUAUCGCCAGUGAGCCUCGGCAACUGGACGCCGCUGUCAGUGAAGUUCUCUGCGAGGUGCCGGAGGUUAGAAAAGUCGGAUCGGUCGCAGACGCCAACAAUUCCGUGAAGACCACGAAACGCAGCAAGGAGGUGGCCACCAGGGUGGGCAAGGUGGUGGCUGUCGGUGGGAAAGCGCUUCGGAACGUCCACAGGGCCGUGGCCGACGUCCGCAACAUGGGCAACACGGCCCUCAAGGGAUCUGUGGCUGUGUCCCGCACGGCCAGAGCCGGACUCAUUCCGUUUAAUGGAAUUUUCAUCGCCAUUGAUAUAAUCAUCAUCUGCACGAACAGUGUCGCUCUGUCCAAAGGGUGUGAAACCAAAGUGUCACGCUUCCUCAGAGCCAGGAGUGCUCUGUGGCGGGCAGAGAUGGAAUGUUGGCAGAGAAUGCAUGACUCGUUGACGCGGGGACUGGCAGGGUUUGAGGGAAACCAGGCCGUCCUCGAGGUGCCGUUUUACCGUGACGACAAACGGGACGAUAAGCAACGUUGCAUCACUCAGUAAACCCAGAAAACGUGAUCAAUUUCCCAUAGCUGAGCUAAACACACCUAGAUGAGGUGCUUAGCAGACUAUUGAAGCUAAGCACCCCCGCGACCCUUGUGAGGAUAAAGCAAAUCGGAAAAUGGGUGGAUGAAUAAUAAUAAUAAUCCUGAAACAUUUCACUAUGUAAACAAUAUAAAACUUUUCUUCCCCCAGCUGAAUGACAGGAAAAGGAUAUUUUUUUUUAAAUGAUUGAGAUGCACCCAUAGUAUUUAACCCUUCUAAAAUAAGAUUUCUAACUAGCUCCCAAGAGCGUGCGAUGCAUGUCGCAGUUCACCUCGGGCAUAAGGAGAGUUUACUGUCAGGACACUUUGAAUGUUCAAAUAUUGAAAAAUAAUGUUGACUUUUUACCCUUACGAGACGCUGUAACCGCACGGUUGACUCUCUUGUUACUCUCUGCAAACUCUUGACGACAUUUGAAAAAACAGAAAAGUUUAGGCCAAUUGGAUUUUAUUGAUUGGGAAAUUAAAUGUGUGCAUGCACGCGUGUGUGUGUGUGUGUGUGUGUGUGUGUGGAGCAGGUUGUUUUGGUCACCAGGCGCCAUCCUUCAGUUCUCUUCAUCUGGAAUUAUAAGAAAAUAUUUUCCUGUCAGCCUGCAUGGCAUCAGGUCAUCUCGUUAACUGAGUGACAUCACAGUCUCACCUUCUUCCUCCUCGUCCUCUUCAUCCUCCUCUUGAUCCUCCUCUUCGUCGGAGCUGAAGGUUCCGUCGGGCAGGCUGUAGACGCGGAUGACUUGCU
Hippocampus zosterae (dwarf seahorse) is the source of this 2713-nucleotide messenger RNA. RefSeq names its product apolipoprotein L (gene apol). Gene Ontology annotation, biological process: lipid transport; lipoprotein metabolic process. Gene Ontology annotation, molecular function: lipid binding. Bases 317 to 1939 code for a protein of 540 amino acids. The transcript has 4 exons. NCBI's taxonomy places the organism in Eukaryota, Metazoa, Chordata, Actinopteri, Syngnathiformes, Syngnathidae. The record is from RefSeq and is a predicted model, not a curated record. Gene Ontology annotation, cellular component: extracellular region; membrane.